Molecule: messenger RNA, 522 nt
Organism: Aspergillus udagawae
Lineage: Eukaryota; Fungi; Ascomycota; Eurotiomycetes; Eurotiales; Aspergillaceae
Exons: 4
Coding region: 1-522 (173 amino acids)
Molecular function (GO): monooxygenase activity; oxidoreductase activity, acting on paired donors, with incorporation or reduction of molecular oxygen; iron ion binding
Source: RefSeq, a predicted model, not a curated record
AUGGAUCUUUGCUUCGCCAGGGACCCCGUGGAGUCAAACUACCGGGAGUGCAGACUCAAAGAGGAGACGGUUUCCUGGCUAGCAAGCGCGGUGCCGGAAGCCGGAUCAGAGACCACGGCCAGCGCGCUCAAUGGCCUGAUCCGGUACUUAGGCAUGUUCCCGGAAGCACAAGCCCGAGCCCACGAGGAGGAGAUGCUGCGGCUGUGUCCAGUGGCCACGACGGGGCCUCGUCGGAUGGCUGAUGGCGACGUCAAGUACCGGGAUUUCGUCAUCCCCAAGGGAACGAUCCUGCUCGCGAACCUGAACGCACUGCAUUGGGACCCGGAACGCUUCGGGGUGACAUCAUGCCCCGCGACUACUUCACCUUUGGCGCCGGCCGUCGCUACACCAUCCAUCCUGGAAAGAAAUCCUGCGCGGUCCCGGCUUAUCCAGCAGUCGUGGGAGCAGGCCCAGAAGGACGGAUAUAUCCUGCGAGGUGUACAUGUCGAUGCGGAUGGAGGAGUGAGAGGGGGUGCGAAAUGA